AUAAUAAUGAAAUGUAUGUAAUGUGCUGAAGUUAUCAGCAGUGUUACUUUUCUUUCGUGAAUUAUAACCUCAAUCAAUCAGUCAAUCUCUGUCAUUCUGUCAACAAGUUCGAGUUUUGGUGUGAUUUUUCUUAGAAUACAAACAUGAGUCUGAUAGCAAGAUUUGCAUGGCAUUUCCCCUCUGCAUUGUCUUCAGUGCAGGUCCAGAGUGUGAGGUUCAGAUAUCACGCAGAAAAAUUGGCCAAAGGGAAAUUGCUACGAAGAUUUGGUUACACGGAAAAGUUGUUGGAACGAGGAACACUUCCACAUGUGGACGGGACUAGACUGCCCACGCCUGUGUACCGACCGAAGGAUUUUUGGAAUGAGAGAAGAGCAUUGUUUGGGCAAAACGAUUACAUUGAUAUAUUGGGCAAUGAUAACCUCCACCCUACCAGACUCCUCUAUAAUGUGCCAGCUUGGUUGAGAGGAUUCAAAGGAAAUGAAUAUCAACACUGUUUACGAAGAAAGAACAUGCUGCGUGAAGGUUCUGAACACUACGAAAAACCUGUGAAAUGGCAAAAUCUAAUGAAGAGAACCAAAUAUUUAUAUAGGUUUUUAAAUAAGUACACCAAAACUGGUUUUACAAAUAAAUCAAGUGGUUAAGUGUUGUUAUAUUUUUCUUUAAUAAAAUAUAGUUGUGCAGUUUUA
Messenger RNA from Macrosteles quadrilineatus (aster leafhopper), 686 nucleotides. RefSeq names its product 39S ribosomal protein L51, mitochondrial (gene mRpL51). The record is from RefSeq and is a predicted model, not a curated record. Gene Ontology annotation, cellular component: mitochondrial large ribosomal subunit. The transcript is spliced from 2 exons. Gene Ontology annotation, biological process: translation. NCBI's taxonomy places the organism in Eukaryota, Metazoa, Arthropoda, Insecta, Hemiptera, Cicadellidae. Gene Ontology annotation, molecular function: structural constituent of ribosome. Bases 144 to 641 code for a protein of 165 amino acids.